This is a messenger RNA of Cuscuta epithymum, 1773 nucleotides long. NCBI's taxonomy places the organism in Eukaryota, Viridiplantae, Streptophyta, Magnoliopsida, Solanales, Convolvulaceae. The record is from the annotation of a GenBank genome assembly.
AAUUUCCUUUUCAAGGUGUUAAUUUUCAAUUUAUUGUAACGGUAGAAGUAUUUUGUAAUGUAAUGACAAAUACUAGAGAAGUGCCGCCGUCUCCUUUGAUCGGCUAGGAGUUGCACCCAACAUCACAGAAUCCCCAUCCUCUUCGAUCGGCUCUUUUCUGCAAUCAAGAACAUGGAAGUGCCGCCGUCUCCUUCCUAGGGCUUAGUAAGCCGCUGGGUGCUUUUCCGAAUUCGAUCGAUUCGAUCGAAGUUCGGCAUUCGUUUGUUUUGUUUUUUGCUCGUUUUGUUUUUCAGAGUGGUGAGGCUCGCAGGCCUUAGCUCCAGUUUCGACUCAGGGGUUGGGGAAGAGCGACGAACUCUAUUUGGAUUUCGAUUUUUGAAGGAGGGUUAAUCUAAAGUUUGUAGAUGGAAGAAAUUGUUCACAAUUAUAGGAAGAUGGCUAUUGGGAAGGCAACUAACAAACUUGAUUUUGAUACGGAGGAAGCCGGUGAUGAGGAAGUGACCGAAGAACAAAUUGGCUUUCCGGUGGUUGGGAUGGUGAUCUCCGAUAGGAAGGUGAACUUUCAGGCGCUGUAGGAUGCGAUGACUUCAGCUUGGCGUCCUGGUAAGGGAGUAUCCAUCAAGGAAAUCAAUGAAAAAAGGUAUCUUUUUACUUUUAAUCAUGUUUUAGAUAUGAACCGUGUGCUAGAAGAUGGUCCUUGGGUUUUUGAGAGAGAUUUAGUGUUGUUGAAAACAGUUCAACCAGAUGAUAUCCCUGAAAACUGAUUUUAUUUGAGGCAGACUUCUGGGUUCAGGUGCAUAAUGUUCCUCAAAAAUUUAGAAACCUGAAUUCUGCAAGGCGUAUUGGGAAUUUUAUUGGCUCUUUUAAAAAGUUUGAUGAAAAUAGUUAUGGAGACAAAAGAAAGUCUUUUUUGAGAAUCAGAAUCUGUAUGGAUGUUAGGAAGCCCCUGAAAAAGGGCACUUCUCUAAAAAAGGAAGGAAAGGGACAUUGGGUUGAUUUCAAGUAUGAGAAACUACCCAAUUUCUGUUUCAUAUGUGGGGUGAUUGGGCAUUCGGAUAAGUUUUGCUUGCUACGCUAUGAGGAGGGAAUUAUUAUUGAAAACUCUUUUGGAGUUGAGCUUAGGGCAGGUGGAGGAGCAAAGACUAGCCUAGCAGGCCCUAAUAAGUGGCUUGUACAAGAUCCUGUAAGCUUCAAAGGAGCCGGACAGCAGAGGAAGAAUGAACUCGAGGAGGAGCAAUCAGCUGAGACAGGGGCUAGCGCAGCUAAGCAAGGAACAAUUGAUGUGGAAGGGGAACCAGGAGAGACUAAACGCAGGAGAAUAUGGGAGGACAAGCUUAAAGAGAAUAUAAGGGAUGAAGACAUGGCACUUGAUGUGCCAAAAAAUGGGGAGACGGCGGGUCAGAACUCCUAGACCCGCCGGUUUGGCAGUGGAUGUUUUUGGUUAAGUUUUCGAGUGUUGGGGUUUAUUUCUUUCUUUGUUUUAGGCUUUAUUUUAACGGAUUUUCUGUUGUGCUUUGGUUUUAUUCUUCGUUUUACUGUGAAACUUUAGCAUUAGGUUUGGAGGUUGAAAGGUCUGCGGUAGGCGUCGUUAGCUUUAAUUUGCCCAAAUUCGGUCUAGCAAGUUAUAUUGCUUUGUUUAAGGUGAUUAACUCAGAGUCUCGGCCAUGGGCGGAUGGUUACAUGUGAUCCUUUCACGUUCUUGUACUCCUGCUGAUUGCUAUUUUAAUGAUAUAAGCGCUUUACGAUAAAAAAAUCAAUUUAUUGUGUUUGUUU